Messenger RNA from Cryptomeria japonica (Japanese cedar), 1152 nucleotides. RefSeq names its product vacuolar protein sorting-associated protein 55 homolog. The transcript is spliced from 6 exons. Lineage: Eukaryota; Viridiplantae; Streptophyta; Pinopsida; Cupressales; Cupressaceae. Gene Ontology annotation, cellular component: endosome. Gene Ontology annotation, biological process: late endosome to vacuole transport via multivesicular body sorting pathway. The record is from RefSeq and is a predicted model, not a curated record. The coding region runs from base 554 to 976 and encodes 140 amino acids.
AGAAUUAGACAGAAUCCUUUCUAGCUACUGACCGUGCAUUUCUCACAUAGAACUUAAAAAAUCCCAAACAGAUUGAAAACGUAAAAUUACCUCUCAGAAGUCUUGUUUUGCUUUUCGCUUGUGUUUUUUUUUGGGAACCUUUCUAGACACUUAAAAAAAUAAGUAUUAAGUUCGUUCGUUGGGUUAACCAGAUAUAAGAUGACUUCUUCCAACCGGCCUAGGACGAAGAAUGGAAGGUGAGCAGAUCUCCAUAGCAGAAAUAGACAAAUUUCUCUGCAGAUCGAAGUAAAUGGCAACCAUAAUUCCAGUGUUUAUAUAGGCAUGAUACUUAAUCCUGGCGAUUAUGAAAUUUCCAUCGUUACAUAGGGAUGCGUCCCUUGGGCUUUUCCAGUCGUUCCCCUCCCUGGAACAUGUCAGGAUGGCCCGUAUGAAAAAAUAAGUCGAAACUUGACAAUUCUGCUGAAUUAAAAUCAAUCUGGGAAUCUGCAUUAGUCCUAGUGUAGGUGCAAGACAUAGUUUGGCAGGUAUAUGUUUAUGCUCAGUUGGAACUUCAAUGGCAGACAUUCCAGGUCACUUGCAGGCAUGCUUGCAUUCAUUCAGACUUGCUGCCUUGGCGAUUCUGUUUUCUGGCGGAAUUGUUUUGCAAAUACUGGCUUGUGCUUUAUACAGUAACUGGUGGCCGAUGCUAACGGCCACUAUGUAUAUAAUAAUGCCAAUGCCGCUUUUAUUUUUUGGAGGUGGAGAUUCUUCAUUUGCUAAUUCCGCAGAUGCUGGGGGAUGGGUGGAUAUAGCAAAAUUCUUGACUGGGGCUUCUGUAAUUGGCAGUAUUGCAAUACCUUCUAUCCUAAAACAUGCUGAUGUUAUUGGAUUGGGAGCCAUGUUUUUGGUAUUUUCAUCACUUUUUGUGUUUGGUUUGACAGCAUAUUUUUAUAUUCUCAUGAAUAGUGAGGACGAGCAUAGUUAUGGCUAUAUCUGAAGUUUGUAAUAUUUUGUUGUAAAGCUCAGGUGUAUUUUUUCUUUAGUCACAGGGUUAUUAAGAACUAGAGAAGCAGCAGUGGCCUGCCGAGCAGAUUUGUUUGUAAUCUUAUUACAUUAUCUUCUGAGUGGCUUGUUUUUUUUAUAAUGGUUUAAUGAAAAUAUUGUUUUUAUCAA